AUAGGAAGCCAGUACCGGGUGUCCGAGGGGCGCGGGGCGCGGAGAGAACGAACCGUCAGUUACUCAGUUGAGCGCUGACGCUUGUCUGCGAAGGACGUAGGUUGACGAUUUCUUAUCGAAAAAAAUACAAAAAUGACUAACUGCGUUGUCAAAUCUUGCAAAAAUAAUUCAGCGAACGUUAGCAAGGAAUCCGGUAUCACAUUUCACAAAUUCCCAAAAGAAAUCAGCUUGAAAUAUAACUGGAUUAAAAUUAUUCGAGUUAGCAGAAAUGAAGCAUUAUGGCUACCAAAAACAUCCAGUUCAAUAUGUUCUGUUCACUUCAAAAAAGAAAAUUUUUAUACGAUACCAGGCGGCGUGCGAUGUCGUCUCAUCGAAAACGCAAUACCUACAUUGAAUUUGUGUGAUGACACACCUGUACCUGGACCUGGCGAUGAUGGAGCCGAUGAAACUACAACUGAUCCUUUAGACCCUCAAAAAGAUGGCGAUGUAGAUCUAAUAUGCUUAGCGGCUGAAUGCUGUCGUUACAAAAAUGAGAUAAAAAGGAAGAAUGAACAGUUAAAAAUAUGUAAAACAAAAAUUAAGAUACUGCACCAAAAAGUGCGCCGAAUUCAAAAGAGGAACCUGAAACUGAAAGAUGUUUUGAAAGAGAUUAAAAGUCAGAAAUUGAUUGAUAAAACUGUUUUCAGGCAUCUAACUGCUGGUUUGGGCAAAGCUGAUGCUUGUAAUUAAUAAGGGGUUUCAAAUUAUUUAAAUCAUCACCGUCUUCAUUGCCGGUUCACUGCCUAGCACAAGUCUUCUCUUAAAAUGAAAAGAGUUUAAUGAAUGAAAACAUCGUGAGAAAAACUCCAUAAUACCCUCAAAGGUGUGUUAAGUCUGCCAAUUGGCACUCGCGCAGCGUGGUGAACUAUGGCCAGACCAUUCUAAAAAGAGAUCUGUGCUCAGUAAUGAGCCGGCGAUGGUUUGGCUGUAAGCUCCUGGUCAGUACGCACAUUUAAGAUCCUGUCACCUGUCUGUUUGUUCUGCUCAGAAAUGCGAUAUUUUGAGUACCUAUCGUUUCAAUUGCGUAAGUCAUCAAAC
This is a messenger RNA of Maniola jurtina (meadow brown), 1077 nucleotides long. Its product is annotated as THAP domain-containing protein 2-like. The record is from RefSeq and is a predicted model, not a curated record. Gene Ontology annotation, molecular function: sequence-specific DNA binding. The coding region runs from base 133 to 729 and encodes 198 amino acids. Lineage: Eukaryota; Metazoa; Arthropoda; Insecta; Lepidoptera; Nymphalidae. The transcript is spliced from 2 exons.